Messenger RNA from Ipomoea nil (Japanese morning glory), 1092 nucleotides. RefSeq lists its product as uncharacterized. NCBI's taxonomy places the organism in Eukaryota, Viridiplantae, Streptophyta, Magnoliopsida, Solanales, Convolvulaceae. The record is from RefSeq and is a predicted model, not a curated record. The transcript has 2 exons. The coding region runs from base 1 to 1092 and encodes 363 amino acids.
AUGGACGAGCUCCAGAAGAAGAUCGACGAGAGGGACGGGUCUCCAGAGCCCCAGGAUGUGCUGUCUUCCCCGUUCGCAAACGCCAUCAUGGAGGAGCCCUUACCUCGAGAUUUUCGCUUUCCCACCAUUAAAGCGUACUCGGGGACCACGGACCCGCGGGCACACCUCACCAGGUACAGGGCCGCCAUGAUGAUCACCGAGGCGACGGACGCCAUCUUAUGCAGGGGUUUCUUCGCCACCCUGGACGGGCAGGCGCAUGACUGGUUCGGAUCCCUCCCGGCGGGGUCCAUCUCCACCUUCGCGGAUCUCACCCGGCAGUUCCUAUCCCAUUUCGCUACCAGCAUACAGCGGAAGAGGCAAAUUGCCGACCUAUGUGAUUUGAAGCAGGGGAGCUCAGAAUCACUAGCCGAGUACCUCAGCAAAUGGAAGAAAGAGGCCAUGGGGGUCGCCAACUUUGAUGGGAAGACCUCAUCAGGUACCCCCCCCAGGACCUAUACCGACCUGAUAGACAAGGCAGCAAGGUAUGCUGACGCCGAGGCUGCCGAGAAGAGGAAGAACGAGCAGGAGGAAGGAAGGGGUCGAAAAGACAAGGCACCCCAGGAGGAGCGCAAGGCGCCGCGGCCACACCGACAUGAGUACGCUGAGGGGCCCAGGUUGAACCCCACACGCUAUCUCACCCCGCUGACACAGCCUGUGGGUACCAUCUUGGCGCACGCGGAGGACCAGGGAAUCGUGGUAUUCCCAAAGGAGGAGUGCAUGAAAAUAUCGGCAAGGGGGGACACCAACAAGUAUUGCAGGUUCCACCGACAGAAGGGGCACGACACAGACGAAUGCAUCCUCCUAAAGAGACAAAUCGAGGAGCUCAUCCAAAUGGGUUACCUCGGCCAGUUCAUUAAGAAGCCCGGCCAGGCGCAAGGAGAGGCACAGGGCCAGAAGCAGGGCAAUGUAUGGAGGAAGGGGGGUGGCCAGGCGCCAUCCACCUCGGCUCCCCGUAAGAGGGACCACCACGACCACAGCUCCGAGGAGGAGGAGAAGACAACUGAGGGGUCGAUCAAUUUGGAGGUGGAGAUAGGCACCAGGUCGAGUUCGUAG